AUGGAUGGAGUUUUUGCUGCUGGUGAAAGUGAUCCAUCUGAAGCUGCUCUGAAGUUCAUAAACCAAGUAUUAAUGGAAGAUGACCUAGAGAACGAAGACACCUGCAUGAUCCAAGAAUCCACACUUGACGCUGCUGAAAAAUCUUUUUGCGAUGUUCUUCUCGACAACAAAAAUAGUGUUGACUACAAUGUUUUAAAUACUACCCAUGACCAACACCCUUUGGCCUUUGCCUGUGACUCACUUUCUUUUGGUCAUCUAAAUCCCUUACCUGAUAUACUUGUCAAUAAUAUGCGCAGGAAAAAGCCAUUGGAUUUUGUGCUUGUAACCCAAAAGGGUCAAUCAUUUCCUACUGAAGUGAAAGAUGAUUUGGGUGAAAGGAGUAAGAAAAGCUUUACUUCUUAUGUUGAAGACCCUGGUUUUGUUGAACUCUUCAAUAAGGCAAUGGUCCUCUGCAAUGAAAAUGGCAGAUCAACAAAUUUGCAUAUGGGAAGGAAAGAAAAGAAACAGGUGAGGAAAAAGGAAGCAAUUGAUUUGAGGGCUCUCCUACUUAAAUGUAUGGAAUGUUGGUCAGAAAAUGAUAAUUGGAAAGCCAAUAAUCUUCUGCAACAGAUACGACAUCAUUCGUGUCCUUCUGGCAAUGGAUCACAAAGAGUGGCUCAUUAUUUUGCUAACAGCCUCGAGGCACACUUGGCAGCUAAAAACCUGUUGAACAAGAACCUAAUGCUUUAUACAGAUCUGAAUGUUCACAGACCUGAUAUGCUUAAAGCUUACAAGCUGUACCUUACCGCAUUACCUCUCUACAAAUCGUCAAAUUACGUUGCGACAGAAAAGAUCAUUGAAGUAGCAGAAAGAGCCAGCAUUGUUCAUCUUAUUCAUUUUGGGGUCAAUCACGGUCUUCAUUUACCACCCAUUAUUCAACGUCUAUCAAAACAACCCGAGGGACCUCCCAAGCUUCUUAGGAUUACAGGGAUAGAAUUUCCCAAUUACGGUCUUCUCCCAGCUGAAAGGGUUAAACAGACAGGAAAACGCUUAGAAAAGUACUGUGAGGAGUUUAAUGUUCCGCUUGAGUACAAUGGGAUUGUAGGAAAUUGGGAAGAUUUGUCCAUUGAGGAUCUAAAACUCAAGGGCGAUCAUGAAUUGUUGGUUGUUAUGUGUUUCUUCCAGAUGCACUAUUUAUCGGAGGACAUGAUUUGGGAAAAUAAGUCAAGAAGAGAUAUUGUCCUGAAGUUAAUCAAAGAGAUCAAUCCUGAAAUCUUUAUUCAUGGAACUGUAAACGCAACAUAUAGUUCCCCAUUCUUGAUAUCCAGGUUCAGGGAGGCUCUCUUCCAUUUUUCUGUCCUAUUUGAUAUGUUCGACACUAUUUUGGCAGUUGAUGACAAAGACAGAAUGGUGUACGAGGAGCAAUGGUUUGGGAGGCAGAUUCUAAAUGUAGUUGCAUGUGAAGGUCCUAAGAGAGUUGAUAGACCAGAGUCGUAUAAGCAAUGGAACGUUCGGACAGUGAGGGCAGGGUUCAGACAAGUGGCUAUGGAUGGUGAAGUUAUGGAAAGAGUUAAAGGUUUUGUGAAAAAAAGCUAUCAUAGAGACUUCUUUGUGGAAGAGUCCUGCCAGUGGAUGGUACAAGGAUGGAAAGGCAGAGCCAUAAUAGCUCUCUCUUUCUGGAAACCUGUGUUAAGGUAUGAGGAGAAGAAGAAGAAGAAACCACGGGUGGUAGUCUCUUCCCAGAUGAAUCUUUGA
Impatiens glandulifera is the source of this 1734-nucleotide messenger RNA. Its product is annotated as scarecrow-like protein 14. The coding region runs from base 1 to 1734 and encodes 577 amino acids. The record is from RefSeq and is a predicted model, not a curated record. Gene Ontology annotation, biological process: regulation of DNA-templated transcription. The transcript has a single exon. Gene Ontology annotation, cellular component: nucleus. Gene Ontology annotation, molecular function: sequence-specific DNA binding; DNA-binding transcription factor activity. NCBI's taxonomy places the organism in Eukaryota, Viridiplantae, Streptophyta, Magnoliopsida, Ericales, Balsaminaceae.